AUAACAUUUUAAUUCCUAUUUUAGGCCACGAAAACGGCAGGUAAGGACAAAUCCAAGAAUAUUAUGCGUGAUCUGCGGAUCCGCAAAUUAUGUCUAAAUAUCUGCGUUGGAGAAUCUGGUGAUAGGCUGACUCGCGCUGCAAAGGUGCUGGAACAGCUUACCGGUCAGACACCAGUUUACUCGAAAGCUCGUUACACGGUCCGUUCGUUCGGUAUCCGUCGUAACGAGAAGAUUGCCGUACACUGCACAGUACGUGGUGCCAAGGCCGAGGAAAUUCUUGAGCGUGGUUUGAAGGUGCGAGAAUACGAGUUGAGGCGGGACAAUUUCUCGCAAACUGGUAACUUUGGAUUCGGUAUUCAGGAGCACAUCGAUUUAGGUAUCAAGUACGAUCCGUCAAUCGGUAUCUACGGUUUGGAUUUCUACGUGGUACUUGGUCGUCCAGGAUACAACGUUGCGCAGAGAAAACGCAAAACUGGUAAAAUCGGAUUCAUCCACCGUCUCACCAAGGAAGACGCUAUGAAAUGGUUCCAGCAAAAGUAUGAUGGUAUAAUUCUGAACAGCAAAGCAAAGUAAAAUACUUUCCACCAUUCAAAGUUUUUACUGUCUUUGUAAUAAGCUUAUAUUAAAACAAAAAUAUGGAAAAAAUUUA
Molecule: messenger RNA, 649 nt
Organism: Topomyia yanbarensis
Lineage: Eukaryota; Metazoa; Arthropoda; Insecta; Diptera; Culicidae
Gene: RpL11
Product: large ribosomal subunit protein uL5
Exons: 2
Coding region: 64-573 (169 amino acids)
Biological process (GO): translation
Cellular component (GO): cytosolic large ribosomal subunit; ribosome
Molecular function (GO): RNA binding; structural constituent of ribosome
Source: RefSeq, a predicted model, not a curated record